Molecule: messenger RNA, 735 nt
Organism: Corticium candelabrum
Lineage: Eukaryota; Metazoa; Porifera; Homoscleromorpha; Homosclerophorida; Plakinidae
Exons: 1
Coding region: 1-735 (244 amino acids)
Biological process (GO): DNA integration
Molecular function (GO): nucleic acid binding
Source: RefSeq, a predicted model, not a curated record
AUGUCGGACAAUGGACCCCAGUUUGUUUCAGGAGAGUUUAGUCGUUUCAGCCAGAACUGGGGUUUUGAUCAUGUUACUUCGAGCCCCUGCUACCCACAAUUGAACGGAAAGGUGGAGAAUCUAGUAGAAACUACUAAGCGUCUGAUAGCGAAAGCCAGGCAGUCAGGGGGCGUUCCGUGGCUUGCUUUCCUCGAGUUCCGAAGUACUCCCAGCCAAGGGUUCGCAACCAGUCCGGCACAACGUCUCAUGAACCGGCGCACUAAAACUCUGUUGCCUAUGUCGGAAUCUCUACUCAUGCCCCUUGAAUGUCCGGACGAAUCGGCCCAGCGAGAACACCACAAAGCUCAGCAAGCCCGUUAUAACAACCAGGGCGCCACAGACCUUCUUCCUCUGCAGCCUGGAGACAUUGUCCGUGUCCAACCACGCCCCUCAUCGUCCACAUGGCAGAAAGGCACCGUCCAAAAGAAGGUGGGCAUAAGAUCGUAUCAUGUCAAAGUGGAUGGAGAUACAGGUGGAACAUACGUUCGCAAUCGACGACAUCUGAGGCGAUCCCACGAAGUCACUACGGAAAAACAUCCUCUCCAGACUCAAGUCUCAGAACAACGCAAUGCAGAAUCCACAGCUACAAGGAAGCAAUCAGCCGGCCAGUCGUCGUGUCAUACCACGUGGAGCGGUCGAAUGGUGAAGCCCCCGAGUAUUUGGAUGAUUACACCACCUAGAUAUACUAAUAUAUAA